Molecule: messenger RNA, 3398 nt
Organism: Sapajus apella (tufted capuchin)
Lineage: Eukaryota; Metazoa; Chordata; Mammalia; Primates; Cebidae
Gene: PAQR5
Product: progestin and adipoQ receptor family member 5
Exons: 10
Coding region: 465-1457 (330 amino acids)
Cellular component (GO): membrane
Molecular function (GO): signaling receptor activity
Source: RefSeq, a predicted model, not a curated record
ACCGGCGUGGGUAGGCGCGGCGACCCGCAGGGCCAGGUGCAGCGCCUGCGAGUCCGGGGUCGCCGUGGCCCGGGAGGAUCGUCUGGUCUCGGGCCCGCCUGUGCCGUCCCCGCGCCCUGUCCCCGGGACGCCGAGACCCUCGGAACCCAGGUUUUGCCUUACACAGUCACCCUGUCUUCUGAUCUUGACCUCAGCCAGGACUACCCCCAGCAUGCUAUGGACUUAAGGGACCCCUAGGUUAAAUGAUCUCUGAAUACCCUCCCAAUGGUCAUCCUCAGGACAGGGGAGACCGUUUUCUCUUCCCAGCCUGUUUCAUGAAUGUGGACUGUGUGAAUGAAGAGUCAACAGGGAAGCAGCACAGCACCAACUAGGCAGAGACGCCCCCAGGCCAUGACAGCUCUUUGAGUGAGGUCUGGUAACAGGGAGGUGCUCUCACCCACUGGCCUGUCUAAUCCAGCUCCAAGAUGCUGAGCCUGAAGCUCCCCAGGCUGUUUAGCAUAGACCAGAUGCCCCAGGUGUUCCAUGAGCAAGGCAUCCUGUUUGGCUACCGUCAUCCACAGAGUUCUGCCAUGGCCUGCAUCCUCAGUCUUUUCCAAAUGACCAAUGAGACUCUCAACAUUUGGACUCACUUGCUGCCUUUCUGGUUCUUUGCGUGGAGGUUUGUGACUGCACUGUACGUGACAGACAUCAAGAAUGACAGCUACUCCUGGCCCAUGCUUGUGUACAUGUGCACCAGCUGCGUGUACCCACUCGUGUCCAGCUGUGCACACACCUUCAGCUCUAUGUCCAAGAAUGCCCGUCACAUAUGCUACUUCCUGGACUAUGGCGCUGUCAACCUCUUCAGCCUGGGAUCGGCCAUUGCCUACUCUGCAUACACCUUCCCGGACGCGCUGGUGUGCACCACCUUCCAUGACUACUACGUGGCUCUGGCUGUGCUGAACGCCACCCUCAGCACAGGACUCUCCUGCUACUCCAGGUUUCUUGAAAUCCAGAAGCCCAGACUCUGUAAGGUGAUUCGUGUCCUCGCCUUUGCUUAUCCCUACACCUGGGACUCCCUCCCCAUCUUCUACAGGCUAUUCCUGUUCUCAGGGGAGAGUGCACAGAAUGAAGCCACCUUGUACCACCAGAAGCACGUGAUCAUGACCCUCCUGGCCUCUUUCUUGUACUCUGCGCACCUGCCAGAGCGCCUAGCCCCGGGACGCUUUGACUACAUCGGUCACAGUCACCAGCUAUUUCAUGUGUGUGUGAUCCUGGCCACGCACCUGCAGAUGGAAGCCAUACUUCUGGACAAGACUCUGAGGAAGGAAUGGCUCCUGGCCACCUCCAAGCCCUUCUCUUUCUCUCAGAUAGCUGGAGCCAUACUUCUGUGCAUCAUCUUCAGCCUCAGCAACAUAAUUUAUUUCUCUGCUGCUCUGUAUCGGACUCCUGAGCCAGAAUUACGUAAAAAAGAAACAUGAUUCAGACCAUAAGCUUUUCAUGCCAGAUGUCAACAUUAAGCUGCAACACCUUAACCACCAUAAGCCGGAGGUGGUUACAGCUUAUAAUGGCCUAAAAUAUUCAUAACGGUUGGUGUCUUUUGUGUCUUUUGAAUGAAUUCAUUUCAAAAAGGUAUUCAGCUAGAGAACAUUCUCUAAAUGUAUACUGAUUCUGUGUGUGUGAUUUUAAAAGGAGAACAUGGUUCAAGCAAGUCCUUGUUAAAGCAAACUAUUGACAUUUCGUUAAUUUUAAAAUUACUGAAAAUGGGGUUUUUAAUUCUGUUUAAACAAUUGGAUUAAGCAUAUCACCCUGGAGCUUUGCAUUACUCUUUAAAAAGGAAUCUUUCUUCAUUUGAUAAAUUUCAUGUAGCGAAGCUUCUCUCAAGAGCUCUCGCAGUGGCCUGUCAACUACUGUGGGAGAUUGAGCUAGGUCAGUCACUAGGAGGAUCUGUGGAAGGAAGUUGGUCACUGAGAGCCUUGGGGACUGGGAAAACAUUCCAGAAUGAAGAGACCUGUUUGGGGAGGGGUCUUCUUUCCUUCUUCACCUAGUGAAGGGCGAACAGAAGGAGAGUCUUCUCUUCCCACAAGUCCAUUCUGUCUUCAAGGUGCAAGUUCUCAUGUCAUCAUGGAUUUGGAGUUUGUCACUUUUUUUUUUCUUAAAAGUCCACCGUGGGGUGUCAUGUGUUCUGUUAUGCUCUGUUUUCUGGUUGCCAGUUUGAUCUGCAAAGUAUUAUUUGGAGCAGGUAAAAUGUGUUAAACUAUAAGAGUUGGCUGAGUUAAUCCCAAUUAGUUGUGCUCAUCUGCCACCUUUUCAAUCAAUGGAAAUUGCUAUAUUUGGGGAUGUCAUACAUUUGAUAUUGCUUCAGCAUUUCAAAUAUGCUGCAAAAUUUAGUAUCCAUGCGCAUAGGAUGUUAAUGUCCUUGCCAGUGGGGUGGUCACAUAUAGUGUUCUGAAGCUUUACAGGGAACCAGAAACAUCCAGUAAUCUUGUAACAGAUGUGGACUCCUGGGGAAAACCAGGGUGUUCUGCUUCACUAGGCUAAAUGUAGGUUUUGUAGAGGAGAGCUGCACUGGAGCAAGGCUCCCAGGUGAUCCUAAUGCAGGAGGGCCACAGGCCAAACUUGAAGAACUGCUAGUGUUACACGUUCCAGAAAAUAUUGGACCUCUCAGCCUUGUUUUGCCUGAUCUCAAGUUUUAGCAACUCGCCAACAAAGGUGUAAGCCCCAUUUUAUGUUCCAGAGUUUUCUACUCUGAAUAGUUCUGAAACACGGAGCAUUUUCUCAUUUUUUGCAUUACUGAUUAAAGUUCAGUAUUUCAUGGUGUUUCCAGGGAACACAGAAAUGCCGGUGCAAGACAACUUUUGACAGAGGCCCGUCAAAGCCUGUUCUGCACUUGGUAAUGACUUAGGGGGCCUUCCUCAAAUUGCAGGAUCCUCUUUGCUGACUCAGGAAUACCCUAUGUCUUAGACUACUGCCUCUACCAUUAACUAGCCCAGACAUUUGAAUGGCCUUGUAAGUAGCUCACUGUCUAAUCCUCUAAGGACAAGUAACAAUUUAUAUUGGAUGAGAGUGGUCAAGAAAUAUGAUUUUAUUAGUUUUAUUAUUUGUUUACUUCCUCUGGGGAAGACAGACUGAUAAAAUUAUACGGGCUGGUAAAUUUUUGGCACAUUAAUUGCAAGCUGCAUGACAAAAUUUGUUUUUUUUGGCAACAACCUGCCAUUUUUAGUGGAAUUCCACAACAGCAGGGUCUGUGGGCUUCCAGUUCAUCUUACUGCAACUUCAAGUUUAUGGCAAAAACAGCUCAAAGUUUAAAUUCCCCUUUCUAUGAAUGCCAAAAACAUGCAGUGUUUUUAAUUCUCUCCUUUAUAGAUAACAAAAUAAUGUUUAGCUCAGUAAAAAUUGAAAUAAUGAGUGAUCAAUCUGAA